AUGGGAGAUCAAGAUCUUUUUAGACCCAACGACAUAACGAACUCGUACUACCUUCGCAAGUUCUUGGAGGCUACCGAAGGAGAUGACAACGGGAAAAAUGCACCGAAAAAAAUCCUCGUUACUCAGGGUAAGGGCUACGAAUUGUCCGAGAUCAUGAUUGGGAAAAUUCAAUUCAGUGAACGACGACAAAUGGGCAUAACAAAAAACAGGUCGGCGGCCGAACUACACGCUUCACUCGGCGUAUCACGAUACACGGCGGGUAAGAUGAACACGUCCGAACGAAGCCUGAAUCGCAUCUUCAACAUGGGUGGGAAAAGCACCAGGCGACAACGUGGGAGGCCUUAUCCGGCAAUGGAUCAAGAUGUGCUGGAUGUCGCGCUCGAUGAAGAGCCCGCACCGAACCAACAGCACGCUUCCGCCAACACGAAUGCAGGUGAGAAUGUACGGCUGGAGCAAGGACCGCCGGCUCCAGCCGAGGCGCAACAGAAUCCAGCCGAGGCGCAACAGCACCCAGACGACAGCCCAGCAAAGAAGAGUAAGCUGAUCGAGGUAGCACCUAAGAAGAUAACGGAUCGCUUGUAUACUCUUUCGGCAUCCUUUGAUUUAAGAAUGACGCACGAAACGCUUCAGGACCUGAAAGCCCUGGGAGUUGACACCAUCGCAUUCCGAGAUAUGUCCGACAAGGUAUUUUGGACGGCCCUGAUUGCCUUGGAGGCGAGGAUGAAGGUCAUCAUCCCACACGGCUCUUCCAAUCCCGACGCCCACGUCGCCAAUGCCCUUCUGGAAAUGCAGUACGAUGCCGUCCUGCUCUUCGACACUCAGGGGGACCAUGCGGCAACGGAGAAGUUCGCAAGGGAACUCCAGCCAAAGAUGCAAGCGCAGGCAAAACAUGUUCCCAUUGUCGGCGAUGCCGUCCUCUCCGAUUCGCAAAGGAUUCUCGACUUCAUGGCCUUGAAAAUCUCACAGAACUAUGGCGACAAGACGCAGGCGCCCAACAUGGUCAUCUCCAAGGUGCAAACCAUUGUUGACAACGCCAAAAGGGUCCGUGAGGAAUGGGUGAAGAUGAAGCAUGCGAAUGGCCAAGGCGCCAACGGUGCAGGCCCUGGCAAGAAGAAUACUGUAUGCCGGAGGAAUGGAGAAUGCAAGCAGGUCGAUGGCGACGCCAUGCUCAUCAAGCACCCGGAGUCCGAUGGCAAGGAGAAGGAAGCGGGCGAGAAGGCACAGGCAGAUGAGCCGAAGAAGGCGACGGAGAAUGAUGCGGCCGAGAAGCCACAACGACAACCGCAACAGCAGCCACGGCCGGGAUAUAAUAAGAAAGUUGCCGUGAUCGAGCAUCUCGGUGGCUGCAUACUGGGUCUUGCCUCGAACGCCAUUUAUUACGAAGCGCAGAAGAACAAACCAAAGGAGGAAUCGAAGCAGCUGGCGCGACGGGGCUUUUGGGGAGACGUCUGGCGCGGAAUAAGCAAAGGCAAUCUAUGGGAAGUUCCCGGCCUUCUUAAAAGUGCCGCUGCGAAGCCGCUCAGCGAGGAAAACCGCGUCGCCUUUUUCAGGUCCGCCGGCGAUCUCUGGCAGGCGAUCAAGGACAUCCCGUCGUCGGUGAAAAGCUCUCUUGGCAACGUCGCCACUGCGGAAAACCUUGAGGCUUUUGCUAAAUCCGCUGUCGACUUCAUUCACGGCGUUCGCGAUAUUCCGCACGCCGCAGCCAGCGGUGCCAAGGACGUUGUCAGCGUGGAAAACUACGAUGCUUUCGCAAAGUCGUUGGUUGACUUUGCCAAAGCAGUCCGCGAGAUUCCGGGAGCCAUCGCGGACGGCGUGGACGACCUAAGACAGGCUCCAGGCGAUAUUGCGGUGGCAUUUCAGAAGCUACCUGGACAGCUGGCCAAGGCAUCCGGAGAGUUCAUGGGCCAGUACGAUAAAUAUAUUCCGGUGGGCUCCGACGGCAGGAAGAUCCUAGACUCGAUUUUCUUGAGCAUGCCGGUACGCAACAUUCACCUUCCAUUCUCCGGCCAGAGGAUUGGAGACGCCGUGGAGAAUGCCUGCCCGGCUUUGCUCAGCGCUUUCAUCGAAUAUAAGGAAGCGGAAAAUGCAGGACAGGCGGAACGAGGGCGACAGCAAAAGAGAGAAGUCUCGGGCGAGCUCGAGGCAUUCAGAAAAUCCAGCAGCCUGGGGAGACGACUCCAGCUCACCCCAGCAUGA
Molecule: messenger RNA, 2196 nt
Organism: Drechmeria coniospora
Lineage: Eukaryota; Fungi; Ascomycota; Sordariomycetes; Hypocreales; Ophiocordycipitaceae
Exons: 5
Coding region: 1-2196 (731 amino acids)
Source: RefSeq, a predicted model, not a curated record